AUGGGCAAAGCCCAGGAUCACGACAUAACCCAACUGAUUGAACGCGCUUUCGCAUCAGCCGUUAGGCUCACCACAGACAAUGCUCGGACUCGCAUGUAUCUCUGCUACUACUAUGGACUCUUGUUUUAUUAUAAUAGUUGUAAUGCUAAUGAUAUUCUGGAAGCCAUUGCUCUGUGGGAGACGAACAUACAAGAAGAUGAUCCCUUAGAUGGUACAUCCAUCGACAUGGUACGAAACAAGUCUAUCCGUAAGGUUAUCACAGCAUAUCUCGACCUCUGUAAGCUCCAGCCCGAAUAUGCAGACCCCAAAGAUGAACACCUCAAAGCUCUGCUCAAACUGCAGAAGAAGAGACCAGGUGUCUUCGACAGAUCAGAGAACUCAUGGAGAGCGAGACUCUACCAUCGUAGUAUCAAGUCGAAGAAUGAGGCCAAGAAGCAGAUUGAGCCAUACGUCAUCGAAGCUUUAACGCUUCUUUCGGAUGGCAUACUCGGGCCCAAUGGUUCGUCCCGAAAAUUUCAAGAAAUUGCCCGCGCGUUGCACGGGCCUCCCACCCCAAGGGAAAUACCCACCCCAAGGGCAUCACUUAGAUACAACAUAAUACCAACCCCACCACAACAUUAG
Bipolaris victoriae FI3 is the source of this 621-nucleotide messenger RNA. RefSeq lists its product as hypothetical. The coding region runs from base 1 to 621 and encodes 206 amino acids. The transcript has a single exon. The record is from RefSeq and is a predicted model, not a curated record. NCBI's taxonomy places the organism in Eukaryota, Fungi, Ascomycota, Dothideomycetes, Pleosporales, Pleosporaceae.